AGGGAAUAAUGUUUCUUUACAGUUGGAAAUACGCUCAUCACUUUAUUCUCCCGCUGCCAUGAUUCUUCAUGUAUGCUUUCACAUUAAGCAACAUUGGAGAAGCAAAGCUGGAUGCAGAGAGAACAGAGAUCGAAACAUUGUAUCCCUGGUCAAAAAGAAGUGCACUGAUUUGGAAGCAGAAAGAUGUCAAGCAAAGUAGUAAAGGUGAAAUAUGAAAACAUGAUGACACGGCUUCAGGUAAUUUAUUGGCAUGGGGUACCGCAUGUAUCUUUGCAUGAACUGAAAUCCAAGAUUUUUGAUCUUUUCAAGUUGAAGGGGUUUGCCGAUGAGCUUAUUUUAAGAUAUACAGACGAAGAAGGUGAUAAUAUCGUUAUAUUAAAUGAUGAUGGUUUAUGGGAUGCACUCACAGAGAAUAACCACCCCUUUUAUAUUGAAGCAUCGUUCAGUAGGAGCGAAGAAAGUUCUCUAAAAUGCAGUGAAAUUAGCUUUCAAAAUUUGGGGCCAUUUGGUGGUGGAGGGGGGACAGAAUGGGACGAUGGAUAUUUUGAAGGAAUAAACGGAAUUACUAUAACCAAGAGUUAUGCAUCUUUGCUUUCCAUUCAAGUUAGUUAUGCUACUGUAAAGGAUACCACUCGUACUGGAGCUCGACACGGAGGAGCAGGGGAUCAUGAAAUUUGUACGAAAUUUAUGUACCCAACUGAAAAGCUUCAAAAGAUAAGUGGAUAUUGUGGAGUUGUAGAAAAUAACUGGACGGUCAUCAAAUGUUUGUCGUUUGAAACCAACUUUGCCAAAUAUGGUCCAUUUGGUGUUGUAGAUUGGGCUCCUUUCGAGUUUGAUUUGAGAUCAAGGAAUGUAUUUGGUUUUUAUGGCCGAUCUUCCUAUAAAUAUUUGGACUCUAUUGGUCUGCACACCUACUCAAUACCACCAAAACUUGGAAAAUGAAGCUAAAUCAGCUGUGAGUGUAGUUUAGGAAAGGUCAUAAUCUGCUUUGUUGCAUCUCUGUCCGACCAUGGUGUAUCACAAAGUUAGUGUUAUAUGUCUGUCCUAAGUGUGAACAUAGUUUAUGCAGUUAGUGAUAUUGUGCUGCUGCUUUGGGUAAUUGGCCCACAGAUUUACUAAUCUACAAAACAGUGAAGACUCUGAAUUUUAAAUCAUUAUUUGCUUUCUGUUUUGCUA
Molecule: messenger RNA, 1176 nt
Organism: Cryptomeria japonica (Japanese cedar)
Lineage: Eukaryota; Viridiplantae; Streptophyta; Pinopsida; Cupressales; Cupressaceae
Product: jacalin-related lectin 19
Exons: 4
Coding region: 184-942 (252 amino acids)
Molecular function (GO): carbohydrate binding; protein binding
Source: RefSeq, a predicted model, not a curated record